Messenger RNA from Saccharomyces eubayanus, 1968 nucleotides. It is a transcript of the gene MRX1, whose product is annotated as Mrx1p. The transcript has a single exon. Gene Ontology annotation, molecular function: protein binding. Lineage: Eukaryota; Fungi; Ascomycota; Saccharomycetes; Saccharomycetales; Saccharomycetaceae. Bases 1 to 1968 code for a protein of 655 amino acids. The record is from RefSeq and is a predicted model, not a curated record.
AUGCUACUCCGAAUAAACGCUAAGUUUUGCCCAAAAGAGCAGUUACUGAAAAGGACAUUCUAUUCACUAACUAACUUACGAAAAAGUCAAGUAAGAGAAAGGUUACAUCAGCUGGAAAAGAAUGAUUUUGUACCGAAUAAAACUUCUAAAGAAUUAGACAGGUUAAACUCCAAGAAAAGACGACAGUUAAAGAAAUUGCAAAAGACUGCUUACCCCAAGGAUCAGGCUCUCCACGUUCUUCGUAAAUUUCAUAAUGUAAAUAAUGAAGCAUUGGCAGAUACAAAAUUGGGUCCCACUAGUCGAACAGAUCUGAAGUUUUUGUCCUUGACUAAGGAUAAGAGAUUGUUCUAUACCAUAUUAGGUGUAAAUGGUCAACAAUUAAGAGAUGCCAAAUUAAUUGCCAAUGAUGUUCAAAAAUUUUUGAAAAGAGGUCAAUUAGAAAAGGCUGUCUUCUUGGCCAGAUUGGCUAAGAAAAAGGGUGUCGUUGGGAUGAAUCUGAUUAUGAAGUAUUAUUUUGAAGUUUUGAAAUCCCAACAGAGUGCUGUUGAUAUUUUCAAUUGGAGAAAAAAAUGGGGCGUGCCUAUUGAUGAACAUUCGAUCACAAUACUCUUUAAUGGGCUGUCGAAGCAAGAUAACCUGGUCUCUAAAAAAUUCGGGGAGCUUGUCUUGAAGACGAUAGACAGUUUGAGCGAUAAAAAUGAGCUCAACGGGAUGGAAUAUAAUACUGCUUUAGCGGCAUUGACAAACUGUACCGAUGAAAGCUUAGUGUUUAAGCUUCUUAACAAGAAAUUUCCAGGAUUGAAAAAAGACGCUAUCACCUAUACCUUGAUGAUUAGAUCGUGUACUAGAAUUUCAGAUGAGGAACGUUUUUCGGUAGUACUCAAUGACUUGAUGAAUAAGGUACCUUCUUAUUGCAUUGACUCCAAGUUGUUGUUCGAAUAUUGCGGAGUAGUACUUGACCGGAAGUUUUCAAAAUCCGAGAGUCAAGAGAUGGGGCUGCGGGCCUUGUGUGAAUACUUCCUAUUUGAUAAGGCCAUCUUUAAUAAAUACUUGCAAUCUAGCGAGUCUCUAGAAUUGGUUCCGUUGAGCCAUUGGAACAUUAACGAGCCAUUUCCUCUCAAUAAGCAUGUUGUGGGGUUGUUUAUGAACUACUGUCUAAGGAGCAAGAAAUACAGUUUUGCUGUUGAAACAUUUYAAGCGUUAGAAGAACGGAAUAACAAAAUGCUAGAUCUGGACAUAUAUCAUAAGUACAUGGAGACGCUUAUAACAGCCAGGCCUACGACAUGUGGCGAAGAGUGCAUGGAUGUCUAUGAACGUAUAGACUCAUUGGCGUCGCACAUUUCCGUUACAAAGAGAACAUUGAUUUUAGUGUAUAACGCUUUCCAAAGACAAAGUCUCAAAGCUGUUACAAAUAGAGAUGAAUCCAAAACCGAAAUUAUUCUGCGGAAGAUUCAAGGAUUCAUUGGUCAUACGGAGGCUAUCUACUCUUCGAAGCUAAACGAAAAGGUAUAUGGCUUUGACUCAUGGAAGUUCUUGUUUCCUGUCCUGAAAAACCUCAACAUGCAUGAUAAAGUGAAUACGAUGGGCUUGAAGGACGUACUAGACGAAUACGUGAAAUCUUUGCUAAACGGCAUCUUCGAUGCGGGGGCCAAAGAAAGCGUAGAAGACAAGCGGUUCGUUGCGUUAGAGGGGAUUCGUUUAGUUAAGAUUUUGACCGAGAGAAUCAAGCUACCGACGCUAGACAGCGAGGAGAUAGCUGGACUAAAAGGCGUAGAUAGGAGCAAGUUUCUCGCCAGAAGACAUCUCUUGAGACUCAAGCAAAUGUUACUGGAGAAUCUGGCUAUUAUUGAGGGCAACAUGAAAGAAAAGAACGUUGAUAACGUUGGUGAUGACACUGGCGCCAGCAAAGAGGGAGUACUAGAAGACCUGCUUGAAUUAAUACUAGAAACCAGCUACGAGAAAUUCUAG